This is a messenger RNA of Blastomyces gilchristii SLH14081, 3010 nucleotides long. RefSeq lists its product as uncharacterized. The transcript has a single exon. NCBI's taxonomy places the organism in Eukaryota, Fungi, Ascomycota, Eurotiomycetes, Onygenales, Ajellomycetaceae. The record is from RefSeq and is a predicted model, not a curated record. The coding region runs from base 571 to 1827 and encodes 418 amino acids.
UCUGUAUCGAACAUCAACAAAACGACAGAUUUAUAAUUAUAUCACGGCAUUCGAUUCCAUUCGUACUAUUAGGAUUACCUAAGUGAUGAAUAGUUAUGCCAUCCAUGCUUACCAAAAGCGUGAUGAUGAGAUUAUCUGCAACAACGUUGCCUCGUCGGCUUCCCGCCCAUGUGAAAUCUAGCCUCAACUGAACAAACGUGGUAACCUUUGAAAUAAACUGAAUGCAUGCCCGUCUGGAUACAUGAAGACGGGAUAAUACGUUCCCAGCCAAGUUUCAAACACUUAUUGGCUGCGAAUAUCCCCUUGACGUUUACCUCCAACACCCCCCAACACCCCGAGUGUUCAACCCCACCAACCCCCACUAGACGCCGAAUUGGUGUAAGGAUUUCACACUGUUAGACGAUAUCCUCAUACCGGGCCGCAAAGAACUCAAGGUUUACUAGGUUAUUAGACUGUCAACUUUUUCCAAAGGCCUGCUGGGUUCAUAUAUUUAUACAUCUGGCGGAACGGUACCUACCUCUACCGAUUCCCCGCUACUCUUCUCUCUACCAGAACUUGAAUCUAAGAAACAUGUCAUGCUCUAUUCUCCUUCGAAUCCCCCUUGAGCUGCGCGAGGAGAUAAUCCAGUAUGUACUAUACUCUCUGCGUCCCUCCCCUGACGGUCCCUCUUACCCACAUAAUCGGGUACGACUUUUUGACGUCGGCUUUGAUUCUUUAUUAUCCCUAUUAUCCCACCGUCUUAGACACGAGAAACCAGUGGAAUGGACCAUUCCCGCUGGGCAGGCCCUACUUCUUGUGAACCGCCAGAUUGCCGCAGAGACGAGGGCCAUCUUAGCACGGUAUCCUCUCACAUACCAGCUUGACAUCAUGAUGAUCCAAGAGCGUUAUCUAUGGCCAACGUGGUUGUCUGUACCCGUUCUUUCAAAUAGAAUUGACGAGUUAAAGAUUACCUUCCGGACAUUUGGCUCUGCUGUGUCUCCCCGAAAUCAUCAGCAUAUGUUCAGUUCGUCACCGACUGGCAUGUUCGAUUACAGACUAUAUACCAAUGAUCCUCCGCGGUUAGUCUUGUGCCUCCUUAGUGUUAUCGAGCGGAUUUUACUGCGGGGCGUGCCAUUUCCUUCUCCAGCGCGGUUAUCCAACACUAGCCAAGAAUGGGAUGUCAAUACAAUUGAAUCUCUUUUGAUUGUAGAGGAUGACAUUCUUCCCGAGGAGGACUCGGAGGAGCUAAGGGAGUGCAUUCAAGCAAGGACGACUCUUGCACAGAGGAUUCGAGACAGGGAAGUCAUCAUUGGCACACUUGUUUUGGAUAUACAAAGUCCGACUGCUUGGCACGGACAGACGACUCCUGAGCCUGAGGUUGGAUUUGCCGAAUGGAAGUCAUAUUCGUAUCACUUCGCAUACCAAGCAUUUUCACCAUUCGCCUUUGUGGAUAGCUCCGAAAGCUCGUUGGUAACGGAUAUCCCCGUGGCAAGAUCGGGGUGGCUUGCGUCAAUGAUAUCUAGUGAAAUUACUGCCUUGCUCCGUAUGAAGUAUCAAAGUAUAUUCUGCAAUGAUCUUAUUUUCGAGCGCAUCGGCCGUAUACAGGUGAAGGUUGAUGGGGUGCUAUUCGCAGAGUUAAAUCUCGACGAAAUGCUGGCUAAUUUACAGUUCACGGGGGGUUGGCUUCCUAGGGAUACUGUGAUUGACUCUGUGAUUGACUCUGUUGACAAGCGCAGGUGGCAAUUCUUCGGCUGGAAGGAGAGAACGAAGAGGUUCAGAAUGAAACGAGGCUUGCCUGUUGUCCAUGUCGGAGAUUCCCUGGAGCUGUUCGAAUCCCGUUUGCUAUAACCAACGUCGAAGGUGGAUGAGUAUUAUUAGAUCCGCUUUCUGUGGCACUUUGCCAAUAUGAUUGCUUUUGGGAAUAGGAGGGUGAUAGUCUUUCUCGAAGCCAGGUUCAAGUAUUAUGAAUGCGUCUCCUGUCAGUAUUGGAAAGUACUGGAAGUUGCUCUACUGAAGGGGACAGGGGUGUGAACCCUUCGGAUGUACCAAUCUUUCUGUGUAAAUACGGAGAACUUCUAAAUUCAAGUAAUGAAAUUUAUUUUAGCGGGCGCUGUAAUCUACCACCGAAACAAGCAGCCAGAUGUAAAGCUCUCUCUAAUUUCCUUCUAAUUAAUAAAUUGAUAGUGUUACAUUAAGCUGCGUCAAGAAAAAGAACGAGGAAAACCUGCCUGAAUACCCCAAACUCCAUCUCUAUAUAUUUAUGUCUCUCUUCUAAAUGAUUCAUUCAAAAUUGCGGCACGCUGAAAAAAAAUGCCUCAUGUACUUCUUUCAUUCAGGAUCCAAACAGCCAAAAAAAAGGUAUCCACUCCGUCGGAGGAAAAUUCACACCAACCCCCUUGCCAUACAUAUAUUUCAUCGAUCAUUAAAUCAUCAUGCGUAUUUCUUUUCGAGUUUGCGUCUUAAUUCGGAAACCGGGCGCUUGGGGUUGGCAGAUGGUAGGUUCCAUUAACCGACCCGUAUCUCGGCGGGGGUAUGAGCGACGCAGCAGGAUAAGAAAUUUUGAUCGUUGCGUGCGAUGGCUGCGGACGGAACACGCCCGUUGGCCCUAGUUGUGUGUAAGAGAGCCUCAGGGAGGAGGGUCUGUAUAUUAAAGUGGUAUUUGAAGAUGCAGAUGCCGAUGGGAGAGACGUCGUUCGAGGCGGAAGGGUCGGCGCAACGGUCGUCCGUGUGGGCAGGCCUGACUUUUCACUUGAUGGACGCUCAGUGGAUGUCGGCGAGGAAGAGUCAGUCGUGGUGGUUAUGGGAGCGACUGUUUCUGUGAUUCGAGGGGGGAUUGUGACAAGGAGGCCUGGGGGUGGGGUUUUUGUGGUUUUUGGGCCCCCAUCAACAGGGACGACUGAGUAUGGUACUCGUCUUCGUGGGACUAGCAGUUGUGGUUUGAGGGAUAGAGGAAAUGAAUUUGCUACUGUAGAAAACAUCGCCGCGAACAAUAUUAUCAAUAUGUUAAGUCUCAUGCUGAACGUCAUUGCAG